Hevea brasiliensis (rubber tree) is the source of this 3082-nucleotide messenger RNA. RefSeq lists its product as uncharacterized. NCBI's taxonomy places the organism in Eukaryota, Viridiplantae, Streptophyta, Magnoliopsida, Malpighiales, Euphorbiaceae. The record is from RefSeq and is a predicted model, not a curated record. Bases 2382 to 2741 code for a protein of 119 amino acids. The transcript has 2 exons.
ACCUGAAAUCUUCAGGGAUUGUUUCAAUUUCAGUUAUUGAUGUUGCAGCUCUGGCCCCUUAUUGCUUAGAUUUCUGCAACAUCCUUAAUUUACAACAAUGAUUAUUGUUGUUCUAAGUAAUUUUUCGUCGCUAGUUACCAUUAAUUAUUUCGUGAGGUAGAUUUCUUCUUGCAGAAAUUUCUGGGUGAAUUUGGUUUCAAUAGAAACGCAUUUGGUGGUAGCAGGAUGAAGUGGAAUGUUGCUUGUUGUCUUAUCAGAUGGAUUAUUCAAGGCUAACAUGUAUCACAGGUGAACUUCCUUCUUGUUAGAUAGGCUCUUCUUGGUUUAUUUUACACAUUUCUAUAGCAACAGAUCUGGAGGUAGUUUUUUCUGCCUUAUAAUUUGGUUUGGUGGGCCAUUUGUUGCAAGGUCAAUGAUUUUAAAUCUCAUUUCCCAUCAGGCUUUUUGAAAUGGCAAGCAAUCAUUAACAGCAUGCAUGGAUUUCCCUGCAUCCUCACCAGUCUUUUGCAAUAAAUCCCUGAAGUUGUAUCAGGUACCAGGAGUUCAUGGUUUCAUUGGUAAUUCACUGAUAAGGAUCUGAAACCACAGGGACUUUUUGAAAAUUUGGACCACCUCAUGGACAGGUUUUGAUAUUCGUUUGAGUCUUUUUAUGCCUGUCCAAUUUAUAUGCCGAAUGGUUUGAAAUGUUUCUGCAAUGUAACGACAUUUACAUUUAUUGCAAUAUCAAUUUGCUCAAUCAAUUGGACCUUCACAUGGUAUCAUAUGUUCAAUUCUUUUUAUGAUCUGUGUCUUAUUAUGAUGAAAGUUGUGAUAAAUUACAUUAGGAUCCAUUUGGAUAGAUAAAAUAUGAAAUGAGGGGGUAUUUGAUGUUGAGAUUAUAUUAGUGUUUUAUGAUUUUUCAUUUGAAGCGCAUCCAAAUUUAAUUUCAUUUUAUCCAAAUGGGCCCUUAGAAGAUUGUACUUGCAUGUUUCUUGAAAUCCUAAAGUACAUGACUGUCCACUAACAUCAUUAUUUGUGUGUAUUUCAUAUGAGUUGCUUGUGGGAAUAGGCUUUCUGCAUGACUUGAGAGUUGAGACAAAAGUGUUACAUGUGGAUUUCAUACUGAAAAACUGUCUGCGAACUGUUUGAAGUCCUGUAUUGUCCUAAAUCUUUGUGUGUCAUGGCAGUCUGAAUUUCAUAUUGGUCUAAUGUAAGAUUUUAGUUGCCUCAAGCUGCUACUUUGUGCAUGAAACUUAUGACAAUGGAAUUGCCAGCUUUGGUGGCUCCUUAUUCCUCCUCAUGCUUGCUCCACCAUCUGUUCCCUCAUCUUCACUCUCUUUGUACCUUCGAAGGAAAAUUGAGAAUGAUAUACUCGAUAAAGAAUCUGAUUUGUUUUGAUUUUCCUUACUGUUUUAGAGAUGAAACAGAGUUGGAGCAUGGGAUAUGUGAAAAGCUGUAACAUUUCCUCUUGCAGCUUUUCUUUUUCUUUUCUUCUUCUUUGAAAAGAUUUCCUCUCAGGGCUUCACAUUCUAUUACCAUCUCACAAGUUACAAAAUUUCAAUGCUUUAGCCAAUAAACUUUAUGCUAAUAUGGAGUUGAUGGAUGGAUUAUUUUUGUACCAUGAUAAUACAAUUGUUUGUAUAUUUAACAAAACACACAGAAUUUAGCAAUUGAAUGAAUAGCUCAGUGGUGAGUGGCCGGUGGCUGGUUCCUGCUGUUGAGAUAUAGCAGGAUCAUUCCCCUUAAAAUGUUUCAAACUGUAUAUAAAUAUAUUAUUUCCCCUGUACAGGAGGUGUAUGUCUAUUUAAAAGUACUUUAAUAUUAUCACUACAAUUUAUUGGUGAAAAAAAAUUUUUUUUUUUGUGAGAAAUUUACCAAAAAUAAAAAAAGUAAUUAAAAUUUGAAAGAAGAAAAAUACUUUUCUGCUGUGCUGAAGCGUGGGAGAAGGACCCUAAAGUCAAAUUCAAGAGUAGUUUCACUCGCAAGAUUCAACUCUAGUCUUAUCACAAGAAGCGAUAAAAAAAAGAAACGAUGAAAAAAAAAAAAAAAAGAAACUCACGUUCUUCUCUCCUUUGUCAAAAAGUGGACCAAACCCUCUCCUCCUCCAAAACUCGAUUCCCACGGGGCCCCCCUAUAACCCCACUUCCAUGGCUCCACGUCCUGAAUACGCAAUUGACCCAAUUAUUAAGGACUCUUCCUCUUUCUCGCUCUUUAAUACCACCUAAGCACUUCAAAAUCCAUCAUCCAAACUAAAAAAUUUGCAUGUAUAUUUAUGAACCACCAAAUCAAAUACCUCUCUUCAAGAACGCAUCAAAACCCAAAACCCGUUUACCAGUUCCCACCAAUUUAGCUGAAACAGAUCCAGAACCCAUCUAAAAAGAAAGGGAAGUUAAACAUACAUCAUGUCUGCUUAUGGGGUCACCCUUCCUCUCAUGCUGCUCUUCCUGCUUUUGGCUAAUAUCAUCAGUCACAGUGAAGCAAGUACAAGUGUAGCCCAAGCAAAUGGGUCUGCAACUACCAAUGAUAUGGUGCCAUUUAUGGAGCCUGAGAAGGUGGUGGAGAUGAGACUGAUGGUGAAUGAGAGCAGGAGGAGGUUGGGUAGCUUCCAGAUAUGUGCUCUUUGCACUUGCUGUGGCGGUGCUAAGGGGCUUUGCUUGCCUUCUCCUUGUUGCUAUGCCAUCAAUUGCAACAUUCCCAACAGGCCCUUUGGUUUCUGUUCUUUCACUCCCAAGACCUGUAAUUGUUUUGGAUGCCAUAUCUAAAUCUUUAUAUCUUGCAUUAAUUUUUUUCUGGGGUCAUCUUCUUGAUCCUGUUGAGAGUGUGAAUGGGAAGAAGAAUAUCUGUACUUCAUUUGUUUGUUUAUAAUUUUAUUAUUAUUUAUAAGAAUACUAUUAGUGUUGAGAGUUGCUAUUUCCAGAGGGAAUUGUGUAUAGAUUUUACGGAAGUAGCGGUGCUUUAAGAUAGUAGCAGAGCUAGGAUUAGCGUAAUAUGAUAUUUGGGGAAACAUUGUUCUUUGUUUAUUAAACUACUGUUGUUUGUGAUAAUUUAAUUAGUUGUUUCAAGAAUAUAUUAAUACUAGUGCUCAAUUGGGCUUGUUUGUUUA